Molecule: messenger RNA, 3216 nt
Organism: Astyanax mexicanus (Mexican tetra)
Lineage: Eukaryota; Metazoa; Chordata; Actinopteri; Characiformes; Acestrorhamphidae
Gene: bcl6b
Product: BCL6B transcription repressor
Exons: 12
Coding region: 221-1900 (559 amino acids)
Biological process (GO): regulation of transcription by RNA polymerase II
Cellular component (GO): nucleus
Molecular function (GO): DNA-binding transcription factor activity, RNA polymerase II-specific; RNA polymerase II cis-regulatory region sequence-specific DNA binding; protein binding
Source: RefSeq, a predicted model, not a curated record
GCUCCUCCCGCCAGACACCCUGGCCAGUUGUAAAAAUCAUCCUCUAAGAAGCAGCGCACAGAACAGUGUGUGUUUGUGGUGGGUUUACCUGGAGCAGAGAGGGGUCGCAAAAACAAGGUGGUGUGUGUUCUCGUCCCUGCUGGUCGGGGUACGAGUAGGGAGCUGGUCUCCCCAAGCAUUUUUCUCAUCUUAUCUCUUCAAAUAAGACCAAUAAUUCAAGAUGAUGAGUAAAAUGCAGGUGACUGAGGGAUGUGGUGCUGUGUCGAGGCGUGAGCAGGUGGCGGAGGUGCAGGGAUAUGUGAAGGAGUUCACUCGACACUCCAACGACGUGCUGCUGAACCUAAACGAGCUGCGGCAUCGAGACAUCCUGACUGAUGCCACGCUACUGGUGGGCAGUGCCCGUCUACGCGCCCACUGCGCAGUGCUGAUAGCGUGCAGUGGCUUCUUCUACUCCCUGUUCUCCCGCCACACAGCUGGUGCUGUUAGCGAGCGGGGGGUUUCCCUGUCCCUGCCGGAGGGUCUGGAGGCGGGUAGUGUGUCACUGCUGCUGGACUUCAUGUACACCUCCCGCCUUCCCCUGACCCCCAGCACGGUGCACGGGGUGCUUACUGCUGCCACCUACCUGCAGAUGGAACAUGUGGCAGACACCUGCAGAGCAUUCCUACAGAACAGUGAAGGGAUGUGUGCGAGCCCUCCUCUGGUGGAGCUGGCCUCCAGAAGCCCCUAUCUGAGCUCCACAGUGACCCUAGGUGGCAGAUCUCCUCCAGCUCAUCCAUCUUUCACCUCCUCCCCUUCCAGACCUGCUGCAGAGGCAGAGGAGCCUAGCCCUGCCAAAGCCAGGGUUCCUGAAGAGACAAUGUCCUCACUGAAGACUAUUCCCAGGCCUCAGACUCUGAAAGUGGAAAAAUCUUCAUCCUUCUCUCCCACCACUCCAUCUCCACACAGUCCAGCCCAGUCCAGUGGCCAACCCAAUUCACCAGCUGAGUCCAGUGGCUGCAGUAUCUCCCCUAAACUGAAGCUGCGCUCUGAAUCCAGACUAACUCCUGAUCCUAAGGCCUGUAACUGGAAGAAGUAUAAAUACAUUGUCCUCAACCCUCUCUGUGCUACACCCAUUAAAGAGGAGGAGUCAGUAGAGGAGCAGAAAACAUUUGACAACUCCCCCACAGACACCAUUGCCAAAGCAACAGAAAAGAUGAAUGAGGGACACAGCCUGUCUCCUGUCUAUGAUGUACCCCAGCCACAGACUGACUUUACCCCCCGCCAUGUUCUUUCACCACACACAGCGGAGACCUACAGGGGACCACUUGUAACUGUUUCCCAGGAUAACAAUGGCUUCUGCUCUCUGUAUCAGCACGCUUGUCCUCCUGUGCUAGAAGCUGCCAAACAGAACCCUUCGUUUGGGAAGCUUCAGAUCAAGCUCGAGAGCCACUCCCCUGUGAUCUGUUACUCAGGGAACCAAGGCAGCACUAAGCCUGCCUGCUCAGAUAAGCCAUAUCGCUGUAAUGUGUGUGGGGCACAGUUUAACCGCCCGGCCAAUCUGAAGACCCAUUCCCGCAUUCACUCAGGAGAGAAGCCCUAUCGCUGUGACACCUGUGGUGCUCGAUUUGUCCAGGUUGCUCAUCUGCGUGCUCAUGUUCUGAUUCACACUGGGGAAAAGCCGUACCCGUGCCACACCUGCGGAACACGCUUUCGCCACCUGCAGACAUUGAAGAGCCACCUGCGUAUUCACACAGGGGAGAAACCAUACAGUUGUGAGAAGUGUGAUCUGCGCUUCCGUCAUAAGAGCCAACUAAGACUUCACCUGAGACAGAAGCAUGGAGCCGUCACCAACACCAAGAUCCGCUAUAAGGUUCUGACUGACCCAUACCAGACCAGACCAGCUAUACUGCAGACCUGCUGAAGAACCCACACACACACACACAUCUGUUUUACACAGCAACUUGUCCAGUGCAGUUUUUAGUGGGGGAGCCUUCCUGUCUUCUUCUUUCAAUCAGGCCAAACUCUCUUUCAAAGUGUUAGACAUGAUUAAAUAUAUAAGUAUCUGAGAAUGUAGAAAAGGGUUCUGUAGAGAUGAUCAUGAAGAGAAGGGCAUGAAAAGUGUUAUUAUAAGUAAAGGGGCUUUAAGUCUAUUUAAUAUAAAGAGGUGGAGUGCAGCAUUCCUGGAAAGCACAUAUUAAAACACACACAAGCCUUCAAGAAAUGCUGUUCUCCUGCACUAGACGUGCUGACUAUAACUUUUAAUGCUUGUCACACUUUAUGCUUUAUUAUUUAUUUGAGCAGCUAAGUGUUCUCUUUCUUUCAAUUCUUAAUAAUGAUGUAUGUGGGAAAAGGCAGAAAAGAGCAAAGGAAAUUCAGUUAUUUUUAAAGAAAGAAGUGGCAAGGUACCUGGAGAUGUCAUAUAGAUGAACCAUGAGAAUAAGUUUAUUUAAAUCUAAUUAGUACUUGCUAAAUGAAAAUGGAAGUAUAGUAGAUGGUAUGUGCAGAGGUGUGUUAGGAGCUCAGAUGGUGAAUGAGGAAUGAUGUGAAGAAGUUGGUAUAUUUAAGUGGGGAAGUGAUUUUACAUAAAAUAGGAGAGAUCAUGGCCCGAAAAUAGAUGGAAUAGUAAAGUGUAAUGAAGGAAUAUGUAUGUUUUUUGAAAAGGAACAGUACAGCAAGUUAAUAGUGAAUUCUUAUACUGCUUAAUUUGUCAGUGAAGUUUAGCAAUGCAAAUGCCUUGCGAAAAAAAAAAUGUAAAAGUGAGUCAUAAGCCUGAAUCAAUGAGUAAGAGCUUUUGCUUGUUUGUCUGUAUGUCAAUAGGUCAAUGUCUGUCAUGUUCCCAUACUCACUGUGUGUUAAAUUGACAGAUCAAACAUAUUAUAUUUUAGAAACUUAAGCACUAACACAUUUUUUGCUCUACUAACUUAAAAGGCCUGGAGCCGGUUUACUUUGAAUGAGUAAUCCAACUCAAUAUGUCUUUAGGAGUAGCUUCUCCAAGUAUCCUCUAUUUUGUAUUAAUGGUAUUUUUGAUUGAGCGGAAAAGUAUAUUUUGUGGGUGGUUUUAUUGAUAGUCUAGGAGUCCAAGCAGGCCGAGGACUCAAACGAGCCAGACUGAGAGUAAAAGUUGAUGAUGAAGAUAAAGAUUUUGUUGACAUUGUCAAAUGUAACGUUCUUUUGCUGGACAAAGACAAGACCUAUUUUAUAUAAAUUAAAAUUAAAUUAAUUUCUUUUCUUUAAAAA